Stylophora pistillata is the source of this 2557-nucleotide messenger RNA. RefSeq names its product organic cation transporter protein-like. Gene Ontology annotation, molecular function: transmembrane transporter activity. Gene Ontology annotation, biological process: transmembrane transport. Gene Ontology annotation, cellular component: membrane. The record is from RefSeq and is a predicted model, not a curated record. NCBI's taxonomy places the organism in Eukaryota, Metazoa, Cnidaria, Anthozoa, Scleractinia, Pocilloporidae.
ACAAGGAUAAGCGUCACUGAGCAUUACAACUGAUCAAUCCGAUCUGGUGGGUGCGGUGAAAAUCAAAACGAGCUGAUCAAAGCAAAGCUACUCGUGGUCGGGGAAGCAAGCUAUAGUUUGAGUGUCCGGUGGAAAGAAAGUUCAGCAAAGUACCAGACGCGGAAACACUCAGCCAUGUCUGGAAAAAACCCAUCAAUUUCAAAUUUUGACGACAUCCUGACAAGUGUGAGUUCGUUUGGAUACUUGCAGAGAAUAAUUUACCUCGCGACUUGCUGCCUCGUGAUUAUUCCUUCCUGUUUACAAGUGAUAGGACUUGUUUUCUUUGCUGGUACACCGAAAUUCCAUUGUGUGACCCCCAACGUGUCAUGCGCAGACAGCAAAUGUUGUACCAAUUGUACAGACUAUGUUUUUGAUGGUCCUUUUACAAGUAGCGUCAGUGAGUGGAACCUGAUUUGUGACAAGGCUUAUGUUGGAGCCAAUGUGCAGGCAGUGUUCUCAGCAGGGAUGCUCAUAGGAUCGCUCUUGUUCGGAGCAACUUCGGAUUUCUUCGGGCGUCGGUUCUGUAUCUACAUAUGUGCUGCAUUAUUGGCCAUUACCAGCCUUGGGUCAGGAGUUGUUGAUUGCUUGUCCUUCUUUGCCUUUCUCCGUUUCUUCGCCGCAGCUUUUGCGGUUGGCUUCUUCGUCGCCCAUUAUGUCUAUGUUCUCGAACUGGUCGGCCCUUAACACCGAACCUUCGCUGACAAAAUCCAGAGUUUGUUUUGGUGUAUAGGGGCAGGGCUGAUUGCAUUACUUGGUUACCUCAUCCCGCACUGGAGAACCCUGCUUGUUAUCUGCAGUUUCCCGCCACUUCUGAUCUUUACGAUUUACGCUAUCUUUCCAGAAUCUGCGCGGUGGUUGGCUGCACAAGGUCACCUAACCCAAGCGCAAGCUGUUUUGAUGAGGUUCGCUGGCAAGGGGUCCUCAUCAAUAGACUCAGAUGCCUUGAAACACAAGCUGGCUGAGUAUCAUGAGGGUGAGGUGGAAUCAAAAACAAUUGCUUAUUUGACUAAGAAUCAGUCCUACCUGGAGUUGCUUCGUUCCCCCCGAUUGAGGAAGAGGACCGUCAUCCUUUGCUUCAACUGGCUGGUUAUAAGCAUGGUGUACUAUGGCUUCUUGCUGUACGUGACUCGUUUGGACGGCAAUCCAUAUCUGAACUUGUUUCUUAUGUACCUGUCAGACGUGCCGACACACCUUAUCAAUUGGGUGAUCUUGCAGAAAUUUGGACGCCGCAUUCCCUAUUCUGCGAUAAUGGUUAUUGGAGGUUUUAUCUGCCUUCUUGUUUUGGCUGUUCCAGAAGAGCAGAAAGGUGCUAUAACAGCCUUGGCGUUCAUCGGUCGUUUCAUGAUAAGUGGAUCAUUCUCGAACGUUUACCUGUAUUCCACUGAACUAUAUCCCACCAUACUGAGGAACCAAGGAAUUGGUAUUUGCUCCACUAGUGCUCGCGUGGGAUCUCUUAUUGCACCAUACAUUGUGAUGCUGGCUCAGUUGCCAGAAGUGAGCGCUACCCUGCCUAUGGUUGUCUUUGGUUCACUGGCUGUAGCCGCUGGCCUUCUCGCACUGUUUCUUCCCGAGACUUUGAUGAGCAACAUGGCUCAAACCGUGGAAGAAAUCAACAAAAAUAAAGAGUUCUACGGUAUGGUGUGCAUGGGAAAACCCCGUCCAUGUCCCCUUCCUUGUCCCUGCUGCAGCUCUGAAGGGUCUGGUAACGAUCCUAGCUCAGUCCCCUUCCAAAUUUAAAUGGACAACGAAGAUGACCAGGCAAAAAUCUAAAGCACAAGACGGAGACGUUGUUGCAAUGAAGUGUUCAGCGAUUGUCGUUAACGUCAAAGCAACAGCCAUGUAGCUAGGAUCACGGAUGAUGUCGUUCAUUUGAAUUAAUUUGCAAUUUCAAUACCGUUAUCACCACAUUAUUGGCUAGAGUUUUCAUAAUAAGUCCUUUUAUAUUCAAUUGCAUAUAUCCUAAUAAUGGUUUUAUAAGCUUAAGAAAAAGAAAACUUGAGCAUAGCUUAACAUAAUUCGUGUCGUGUAAUAAACGUCACCCCGAGGCAAAUUUGAGUGCGAUCGAGCCGGUGCCCGUCAUGGUCCAUGGGAAUUUUUUAAAGCUAAAGAACAAUUUUUAACGAAUGGUCAAACUCUGAGGUUUCUUAAAACCAUCGCUAAAGUAGUUUCUCAAUGAGAUCCCGUCCAUAAAAUACGUUAACCGGCGGGGGAUAGCCCGUCCAUAAACAAAAGGUAGGGUAGCCUUUUCAAAAAUGUAGGAGCUUGAAAGUUGCCAUUUGGGUGUGGAAGAAAUGAUAAAAACUAAAAGAAGAUAUCCCUUCUAAGAAAGAUAUCCGUAUAUUUUUGGAUAAGGCCUAACCGAAUUUAUCGCACCCUAUAUGAGUCUGUUGUAAACCACUUUUUAGUGAAAAAGUUUCCUCAUUAAAGAUUGUCAUCAUCAGAUGUAGGUACUUUGUAACGGUUCAUGAAACGAAAUUGGAAUAUUUUGUAGGUAGAAUAAAACAGAUUUAUUUCUGGA